CUUUAUCAUACACUUGUUGUGUGUGUCCUGCCUCUGCUGCUGCUAAUACUACUAACCAGGGAAGGAGAUUGGCAAGUGCUCGCCCUCGAGGCGUUUAAGGGCUACAAGCCUGACGACGACAAAGAAGACGCAGCCCAAAAGAACUGAUGACAACUGCCAAUUAAGUUAUAUGUUAUACAGUUAACAAGCAAAACUAGCAUAAUAAUUAGAAAAGCUAGCCCUAGCACACUGCCAAAUUAAAAUUGCUAGCCAAGCUAACAGCCAAGACUAAAAGAGCAUUUGAUUGUUGUCGCUUGUUAAGCACUGCAGUUCAGCCAGCUAGUGCUUUUGACCGCAUUUUAAAGGCCAAAAAACCGACUCCAAGCACACAUCUUUGGAAGAACAACGACAACAAUAACAACAACAACAACAGUAACAACGUCCAUAAGAAGCAUCAUCGUCAUCAUCAGCAUCAGUAAGGAGAAGCAAUCGAAGCAGCCAAAGUAGCCACACAGCCGCCGCCACAAGUUAAGCGAGUUGUUGCACGCCGUGGGCGCUUUUUUUCCCAACAGUGAACUACUUUACGGCAUAUAUUGCACAUUCAGCUUAGGACUAAGCCUGGCAGCCACCAUCAACAUGUUCAACACACAGCGACAUCCCCCAUUGCGUCUCAAUAGCGAAUUUGCUGCUACCACUUCAACUACUACGACGGAGGCGCCGCCGACUACAAGCGCAGCCGAUCUGUACGAAUCGCUGCUGACAACAGCUACAAACGGCGCGUCGAGUAUGCUAAGUAGUCUCUAUCAAACUGCCAUCAAUCCCAAAUAUUGCAUUUACCUUUGGGACGCUCUAAAUUUCACCAAUCAUGGCAUUACCUCAUAUUUAGCAAUGUCCGCGACCAGCAACUCCACAGCCUUUUACAACGACGAACUGCGCAAUGACUUUUACGCCCACGGCUUGGUCGAGGAUCCACGCACCGAGCUACUACGCUUAUAUAGCUAUGGCAUAUUUUUGCCCAUCAUCUGUACUCUUGGCAUCAUUGGAAACAUACUGAACUUACUGGUGCUCACUCGCCGGAACAUGAGUGGCCCAGCCUAUGUCUACAUGCGUGCAUACUCGGCAGCAGCUUUGCUCGCCAUUGCGUUUGCCAUACCCUUUGCCAUUCGCAUGCUUGUGCACAAGGAUAGCGGCAAGUGGGAGAAUUUCGGACCAGCCUUUUAUACAACGCAUCUGGAACUUUAUCUGGGCAAUGGUUGUUUGGGUGUGGGUGUAAUGAUGCUGCUAGUCCUGACUAUAGAACGUUACGUUUCCGUCUGCCAUCCUGGUGCCACUCGUCCGGUCGUAGGUCCACCUGGUCUGGUCGUCCUUAUCAUAUGCCUUGCCACAUUCAUUUUAUACAUACCCAGUAUUUUCCGGGGCGAGCUCGUCAAAUGUUCGCUCUCCUCGUCAGAUGUUUUCAUGUAUGUGCGUCGCGACAAUUUCGCCUAUCAGCACAGUCUGUUCUAUUCGGUCUAUAAGGUCAUGUUGGAGGUGGUGUUCAAGCUUAUACCAACAGUUGUCAUUGCUGGCCUCAACGUGCGCAUUAUGAUCGUUUACCGCGGCACUUGCAAGAGGCGCCGCCAAAUGGUGCUGAACCGUCUGAAUAACGAGGACUCUAGACAAUUUGCCGAGGAGCGGCGCCUAUUUCUUCUUUUGGGUAGUACUUCUAUUUUAUUCUUACUGUGUGUUUCCCCAAUGGCAAUCCUGCAUAUGACUAUUGCCGCCGAGGUGCUGCCAAGCUUCCCCUUCCAAGUUUUUCGUGCCCUAGCUAAUUUACUAGAAUUGAUCAACUACUCGAUCACAUUCUAUAUAUAUUGCCUAUUUUCGGAAGACUUUCGCAGCACCUUGGCGCGCAUAAUAAAAUGGCCGUGGCUUAGGAUGCGAAACUGCCGACAGGCGGAGGAAGAUGAGGUGAGUGGUACUCUUCAGCCCACAGCCGUCGCAGCAGUUUUUAAUCCUCAAUGCCCGCCAAUUCAUUCAGCCCGCAGACCAAAACCUGGGCGUCCCAAUGGUGCAAUUCGACACGAUUAAUACUACACCCAGACGUAGUCGCUAUAGUCGCCAUCAUCAUCGCCGCAAUCCUGACCAUCCACACCCAAACGUACAUCGACAACAUACUCGGCAUCAUCAUCAUCAUCAUCAGCAUCAACAUCAACAUCAAUCGCCACAUCAUUGCAUCCCACCUACGGGCACAGGAAGGGCCAGCAAUUUAUAGUCCAGGCUUUCACCCAUUCACUCACACCACCAUAUGCGAGUUCUCGAGUCCCAAGUCUAGAGUAUCAUCUCACUCCGAUAAUUGCAUUAGUGAACGGUUGAAUGGGUGAAUAUGCUUCUCUCUCCACUUUACUCGCUUCAAAUGGGUCUCCAUCCUAAACGAUUGUGUUCAGCUCGACUACGUAUACCGUAUAUUUAAGCUAGAGUUAUAGAAUAACAAAUUCAUAGAUAUACGAGAUACGACAUAACUAAAAGCUACAACUUUAGUUAAGGCAAAAUGCUUAGUCUUAAGGCAAUGCAUAGUUUAAAGCGACUUCCCCAAUUUACGUACGUACAUACAUAUAAUAUAUAUAUAUAUACACAAUUUGAUGUUUAGCAUUUACUCGUUCAAUGUUCAAUGCAACAGAAACAAAAAUAUUUAAUAAUAGUAUAUUUACGCAUACCAAUGCGCAAACUGCAGCACCAAAAUUUGAAUUGAGCUUGUAGUUGAAAUUACGAACAAACGAAUUUAGCUUGCUGUAAAUACGGUAUUCAAUAUCGAAUUUAGAUACGAUAUCACAGCUCUCAAAGCAAGGAAAGUGAUUCGUAACCAAGCUAUGAUAAAUUCGUAGCAAUUUCGAAUUCUAGUAUACAAGUCAGGCCAGACUUCAACGAUUGAAACAAUAUGAAUAUCUGUGCUGUGUCAGCUGCAAGAUAAAACUAACUUAAGUCGUUAUAGACAUAGCCGAACUAUUGUAGCAUUUUAAGUGCGUGCAAGUGAAAAAUUCCUUACUCUGUUUUUUUUUUUUUUUUGUUGUAAUUUACGUCUGACGACAUUAAAUUUGUUAAAUUAAUUGUAGUUUAAGUAAGUUAUUGACUAAGUUACACUUAUGUCUAGGUAUUAAAGUAAAAAAAAUUUUUGGUGAAAUGUUUAAACAAUUGGGUGCAAUUUUAAGUAAAACAGCUUGUAUAAUUUUACAAAAAUUAUUACGAAAUUAAUUACAAUAGGUUAGAAGCUUAUCGUAAGCAUUAAAGCCAAUCAGCACAAUCCGAACCAGAAAACAAGCAAACAAAACAAAACUAAAUAGAAAACACUUGCAGAGCGCGUAGAUUAAUCCAAUGAAUGUGUAGCUAUAUUAAAUACUCACUGAUAAGUAACUUUGCCAACUAAUGUACAAAAAUAAACUGAAUCUAUUAAAUAUACAAAUGUUAGGUAUAUUGGGCUGUAUACAUAACACUUACAAUAUUUAGAAACACAUGGACACACAUAAACUACACAAGUAAGUUCCUUGCAGUUGAUUGAGCCCCUCAAGUCUCAAGGAAUGCACUUGUCACACAUAUACAACUGAACGAUUGUUGCAUUUACUCAAGGCAAAUACUAAACGGUGAAAUUACUUACUAUAAAGCUUCGAAAUAGCAAACCUUACAAUAUAUAAAUAUCAAUAGAUGCUAGCAUACCUUAACUAGCUCAAUAGUUUGGCAAUUGCAAAAACCUACAAAUAUCAAUUAACACAAUAUUCCCCACAAUUUAAAUAAAUGUCUAUGUUAAUCAAAUAUAAGUACAUAGUUUAAGCCACAAUAACAAUAUACCCAAUCCACAUUUCAAAUGAUUGUUCAUACACAAAUAUGUCAUAUAAAAAAUACUCACAUAGUUUAAGAAACAUUUCAAACAGUUUAUGUUUAAAUGCAAUAUCCCAAAUCUACAGCUAAUGUUCAAAUUCCAAAAAAAAAACAAUAUAUCUAAUUAACAUUUCAAAACAGUUCAUGUUCAAUUGCAAUAAACCGUAGCUACAUUUCAAACAGUUUAAAUAAAUUUAAAAUA
Molecule: messenger RNA, 4033 nt
Organism: Drosophila busckii
Lineage: Eukaryota; Metazoa; Arthropoda; Insecta; Diptera; Drosophilidae
Product: probable G-protein coupled receptor B0563.6
Exons: 8
Coding region: 616-2049 (477 amino acids)
Biological process (GO): G protein-coupled receptor signaling pathway
Cellular component (GO): membrane
Molecular function (GO): G protein-coupled receptor activity
Source: RefSeq, a predicted model, not a curated record